This is a messenger RNA of Chaetomium fimeti, 1377 nucleotides long. RefSeq names its product glycosyltransferase family 25 protein. The record is from RefSeq and is a predicted model, not a curated record. NCBI's taxonomy places the organism in Eukaryota, Fungi, Ascomycota, Sordariomycetes, Sordariales, Chaetomiaceae. The annotation marks the transcript as partial. The transcript is spliced from 3 exons.
GCACGGCCCCUGCAGCAGCACACCAGCACAAACCCCUGGGCUCGCAUGUGCCGCAACGUUUCUCGGGUUCGAUGAAUCUGACGGAAACUCCUUUUUCGAGGCUUGUCCCGACUCCGCCUUCCGCCACUGCACGCGCCAGCUGCCCAACCACCAAUUCACAACGGCCACAUGGAACAAAUGCCUCUGCGACAACCGCCAAGACGCAUCUUGUACGUGGUGGGUACGCUCAUAACCGUUACAAUUUUGUUGUUUCAAUUCAACGGUCACGGUUCUGCAAGCCCGACGCACAGUCAGCAAUGGGCCUCUUCCGGGGGACGCCUCAUGGGCGACAUCCAAAAUACCACGCUGGGAUUUGAGAAGAUCUUCGUAGUCGGCCUACCGUCACGGACAGACCGCCGCGAUGGCAUGGUUCUGCAGGCCAGCCUCAGCAACAUGGAUAUCGAGUUCAUUGAUGGCGUAGCCGGUGCGGACGUGCCCGACAAGGCCAUCCCCAUGGCCAAAGACAAAGGACGUCUCAAGGAUGCCCCGAUCGGUUCCUGGCGCGCUCACAUGAACGCCAUCCGAGAAGUCGUCCACCGCAACCUCUCUUCGGCCCUCAUCCUCGAAGACGACGUCGACUGGGACGUGCGCAUCCGCGAGCAGCUGUCAGACUUCGCCCUCUCCGCGCACGCGCUCACCCAACCCGUGCGCGGCAGCUCGCCUUCCUCCCCCAUCUACGCGGACGAGACCUACCCCCAGCCCGCCCCAGACUCCCCAGGCAAGCUCCCCGACCUCUCCUUCGCCGCGCUCCCCGCCACCGUACCCCCCUCCCGAUCCCCCUACGGCGACAACUGGGACGUUCUCUGGAUCGGGCACUGCGGCAUGCACUUCCCCUUCGAGCGCAGCGCCCACGUGCCCAAGGCGCGCGUGAUCCACGAGGGCGACGAGACGGUGGCGCCCAAGAAGAACCUCUGGACCUUCAACAUCCCCUUCACGCUGAAGGAGAAGUACCCGCCGCACACGCGCGCGUACCACCACGUGCAGGAGGGCGUGUGCACGCUCGGGUACGCGGUCAGCCAGCAGGGGGCGCGGAAGUUGUUGUAUGAGGUUGGGUUGAAGCCGGUGACGGCGGCGUUUGAUCUGUUGUUGCGGUGGUAUUGCGAGGGGGAGAAAGGAAGGGCGGCGGGGCGCCAGUGCUUGACCACGCAGCCGGGCCUGUUCCAGCACCAUCGUCCUGCCGGGCCGAAUAAUGCGAUGAGUGAUAUUGGGAAUCAUGGGGAUGGGUGGCGCGAGAAGAGCAUGACGGAUAUGGUCCGCUGGAGUGUGAGGAUGAAUGCGGAUGUGCUUUUGGAUGGGGGGGAGGAGUUUAGGAAUCAGUUUCCGGGUGAGGAGGCGGGC